Molecule: messenger RNA, 541 nt
Organism: Grammomys surdaster
Lineage: Eukaryota; Metazoa; Chordata; Mammalia; Rodentia; Muridae
Gene: Retn
Product: resistin
Exons: 4
Coding region: 79-423 (114 amino acids)
Cellular component (GO): extracellular region
Molecular function (GO): hormone activity
Source: RefSeq, a predicted model, not a curated record
AAGAAGGAGUGGUGGGACAGGAGCUCAUGCCCAGAACUGAGUUGUGUCUUGCUGAGCCCUCUGCCACGGACCUACAGGAUGAAGAACCUUUCAUUUCUCCUUCCUUUCCUUUUCUUCCUUGUCCCGGGGCUGCUAGGCUCCAGCACGCCACUGUGUCCCAUGGAUGAAGCCAUCAAUAAGAAGAUCAAUCAAGACUUCAGCUCUCUAUUGCUAGCUGCAAUAAAAAACGUUGGCCUACAUUGCUGGACAGUCUCCUCCAGAGGGAAGUUGUCCUCCUGCCCAGAAGGCGCAGCCGUUAUGAGCUGCUCCUGUGGCUCUGCCUGUGGCUCAUGGGACGUUCGUGAGGGAACAAUGUGUCACUGCCAGUGUGGAAGCAUAGACUGGACAGCAGCCCGCUGCUGUGCCCUGCGGGUCAGUUCCUGAGGGCACUUGGUUGAGAACUGAGCUUGCCCUCCAUGUGUUGCAGAGGGACAGGUUUGGGGAUGGGUAGAGGGCAGGGAGCAGUUCCAAGAUGAGGGUCUGGAGAUACAGAAUGAGAUGA